AUGGCAACUGUGGAUUUGUUGGAAAGUGAAUUUCUUAAUGAACCAAGACAUGAUAUAGAAGAGUGUGAGGCAACCUUAAAACUUGGAGAAAGGAUAGAUAAUCAGGAGGUGUUGCUAGAAUUCCUUUCAUUAAUUCAUCAAAGUAAAAGGGAAGCUGCUGAGAAGUUGCAACAUACUAUCUCAUUUCUGUGUUCAGAUAUUGAAGAAGUGACAAAGCAGAAAACUGAAUUUAUGGAGAUAACUGGGACUGGACUAGGGAGUAAUGAUUGUUCAACAUCAAGUUUCUCAUCCACUGUAGUUGUUAAUAAUGAUGAGGAUACUACCAGUCCAGUGACCAGAAAACGAGUCAGAACUGACACAUGUGUUGAUGACACUGCUGGAUUUGAUGUUCAGAAAAAUGAUGAAUGCACUCUUUCAAAAAUUCCACGGUUUUUGAAGAACUUCAAGGAACUAGAGUCAGCAUACUUUUUGACACGAUGCAAAUCAACGUUUUCCUCUGGGAAACAUGUGGUUCAACAUUCACCUAUAUCUACUAAUGGUAAAGGGUCUUUUGUUGUGACUGACAGAAAUUGUGUCAAUAAAGAAGCAUCAAAAGAACAGUUUAGGGAAGGAAAAAGUCCUUGGACGAAUCCUUUCCUUGAGGGUUUGUGCAAGUACCUAUCUUUCAGUAAGUUAAAGGUUAAGGCUAACCUGAAACACGGGGAUCUUUUGCAGUCUUCCAACCUGGUAUGCUCAAUUAGUUUUGAUCGCGAUGAAGAAUUUUUCGCCACUGCAGGGGUAAAUAAGAAGAUUAAAGUAUUUGAAUAUGACACAACCAUAAAUGAGGAUCGUGAUAUCCACUAUCCAGUAGUGGAGAUGGUUAGCCGAUCAACAUUGAGUAGUACACGUUGGAAUACUUACAUCAAAAGUCAAAUUGCUUCAAGUAAUUUUGAAGGUGUUGUACAGCUAUGGGAUGUGACAAGAAGUCAAGUGCAGUCUGAAAUGAGGGAGCAUGAGCAAAGGGUAUGGUCCAUUGAUUUCUCAUCAGCAGACCCCACAUUACUAGCAAGUGGAAGUGAUGACGGUUCUGUGAAACUGUGGAACAUCAAUCAGGGAGUUAGUGUUGGUACCAUCAAAACAAAGGCAAAUGUAUGUUGUGUUCAGUUUCCCCUUGAUUUUGCUCAUUUCCUCGCAUUUGGUUCCGCAGAUCAUCAGAUAUAUUACUAUGAUCUUCGCAACAUAAAAAUGCCUCUUUGUACAUUAGUUGGACAUAACAAGACAGUGAGCUACAUCAAGUUUGUAGACACCAUGAGCCUAGUCUCUGCAUCCACAGAUAACACGUUGAAGCUUUGGGAUUUGUCCAGGUGUGCUUCUCGGGUUAUAGAUUCACCAGUUCAAUCGUUCACUGGUCACAUGAAUAUUAAGAACUUCGUGGGGUUGUCUGUAUCUGACGAUUACAUUGCUACUGUUAUUGCUUUGGUGUUCAUAUAUCACAAGGCUUUUCCCAUGCCAGCAUUAUCCUUCAAAUUUUGUAGUGACGACCCUCUUUCUGGGGAUGAAGUGGAUGAUUCUUCAAAGUUCAUCUCCUCUGUUUGUUGGCGUGGUCAGUCCCCAAUCUUAAUUGCUGCAAACUCCGCAGGGAAUGUCAAAAUUCUGGAGAUGGCUUAG
This is a messenger RNA of Sphenostylis stenocarpa, 1647 nucleotides long. Lineage: Eukaryota; Viridiplantae; Streptophyta; Magnoliopsida; Fabales; Fabaceae. The record is from the annotation of a GenBank genome assembly.